Cataglyphis hispanica is the source of this 5575-nucleotide messenger RNA. RefSeq lists its product as uncharacterized. Bases 819 to 2669 code for a protein of 616 amino acids. Lineage: Eukaryota; Metazoa; Arthropoda; Insecta; Hymenoptera; Formicidae. The transcript has 5 exons. The record is from RefSeq and is a predicted model, not a curated record. Gene Ontology annotation, biological process: protein peptidyl-prolyl isomerization. Gene Ontology annotation, molecular function: peptidyl-prolyl cis-trans isomerase activity; zinc ion binding.
UAUAUGUAGAAGAGAUAGGAGAGAGGGGACGAACAGAGAUGGGAUGAGCUAAAAGGAGAGGAAGAGAGGAAGAAAGAGGGGAGCGACGAAGCGCGUAAGCGACUAGCGCGCGCUGCGGUGUGUAUCGGUCGGUCGGUCGUCGCCGCCAUGCUAGUGGUUAGUUUAGUGAACCAAACAUCAUGAUGUGGCAAAACGUUCGCACGAGCUAAGGCCCGUAGUAGCCACGCCGCGUUAACCGGCACCACCGUCGUUAUGUUAUCCACACUCACGACGUUCGAUAAACACGAUAACGCGAAAAGUACAAAAAAUAUAUAUACACACAAGACACACGACGUAUAUAGAGAGGGAAAGAGAGGGUACGUAUUGUAGUAAAGAGAAAAAAAUAAAACGCGAAGAGAGAGAGAGAGAGAGAGAGAGAGAGAACGUACGAUUCAGCGAAAAGACAUCGCGCGACGAAAUACAACGACGGCAGCGGCGGCGACGAGGACGACGACGGCAACGACACGACGACAACGAUAACGACAGUGACAACGACAACGGUAUUAGUGGUGGUAGUGCUCGUGGAAGUAGUAGUAGUGGUUGUUCGGUGCGAGAGGAACCGCGCGCGGUACGACGUAAGUCAGGCCCGAUGUAAGUCAAAGCCGCCGCCGAAUCGCACGGUCGGAAACGUACGUCACGCAGUGAACAUCGUCGCGGCACGCGUCGCAAGUGCCGAGUGCCAACGGUCAGCCUCCAUAGCGCGGCAAGGAGACGAUCGCGAAACGUAUACACGGAGCACGAGAAAUUGACGCUACGUUCAUAAUUUUUACCGUGGCGUGAUGUUACUUAAACAGAUGCUGGAUCCGAGCGUGCUAACGGACCUGGAGGAGCUGACGCUUUGCGGUUGCUGCAAGCAGAAGUACAAUGACGCGGAGCAAUGUCCCAAGUAUCUCAGCUGUAAGCACUACUUCUGUCUGCGGUGCAUCGAGAGCAAUCUACUGAAGGGGCGAGAUCUGUUUUGCGCCCACUGUUGGAAGAAGACAGAUUUGGGCGAGCAAGGUCCGGACGCUCUACCGACUCACUCUCCUCUGCUUGCUCUGGCCAAUAAUCUGUCACGCCUCAAAAUCACGACGAACAAUACGUCCGGCAAACCCGGUGACAAAGAGAGGAAGAGCGAGAAUUGUCAUACACACGGGAUGCCGCUGGCAUUAUGGUGUGCGACAUGUUGCACGGCGCUUUGUAGAGCUUGCGCGACUCCGCAAGAGCACCCGGGUCAUCAGAUUAAAUCGCAAACCGAUGCCAAAGAACAGCUCAUUACCGACGUUCAAUUGGAGUUAGUCGCUGUGGGCAAAUUGUCGACCGAGAUUCAAAGACUGGCUGUGCAGCAACGCGAGUUUCUGAUAAAAGUAUUGGAGGCAUGCGUGACGUUAAAGACACACGUGGAGACGGAUCUCCAGAACGGUUGGAGCCACUUUCCCGAGAUAACGGAUGCGCGCGAAACCCUGGGCAAGACGAAGGCUGGCUUGCAGAUGAGCGAAACUCCGGGCGAUGUGUAUAGUCUGCACUCGCAGCUUGUUUUAGAGAAACAGCGAUUGCAAUCCAAGUAUCAGGAAAUGAUGCUUCAGUGCCAGCUGGACGAUCUCAUCGGUAAUUCUGGCGUGAUUUUCGACUUUGCUCUGCUGAAGCAAGCACUGGCAGGCAUUCAUACGGGGGAUCCGAUCGUUCCCCAAGGAGUGGGAAAUGGCGGUCGCUUGGCGAAUCACUUGGCGGCCUCGCAGAACCCGAUAUUAUUCCUUGCAAAUUAUUGCAUGUCGCAAUUGUACACGCGCCACGUCGUCAGCAAGCAACAACAUAUGCAGAACGGUUCGAUGGAAUAUCAUCAUUCGAAUAUGAUGCCGCCGCCGCAACAGGCGCCGCCUGGAUCCGUUCAUGUUCAUCAGGGUCCUCCACCACCGCCACCGGGACCGAACCAGACUCCGCAGCAGCUUCUCAUUCCACCCGGUUCACCGUCCAUCAAACCUGUACCGCCCGCACCGCCCAACGCCAUGUUGCACCCACAACAGCAGUCGACGUUCAUGUCCGAUGCGGUCGGUACCGGUGGCGCCGGUGGUGGCAGUCUAGUGACCGUCCACUCGUCUCCCCAACCGCCGUCCAACGCGAUAACGGCGACAUUGACGCGGGGCCCAGCGAAUCCAUAUCCUCUGUACUAUUUCAACAUUGAGGUAAAUGGCUCACCGCAGGGACGUAUUGUAAUUGAGGUGCGACCGGACGCGGCGCCGAAGAUGGCGAAAAACUUCAGCGUGCUGUCGACGGGAGAAGCCGGAGUCGGUUACAAGGGUUGCACGAUAUUCCAGUGCUGGGAGGGCGAGUCCGUGAUCACAGGCGAUUUUGAGCUUAAUAACGGCCGCGGCGGACGAAGCAUAUACGAAGAUGGCUAUUUCAUGCCGGACGACACCAAGUUCCCGGCGGUUAGGGGCGCGGUGGGAAUGAGACGAACGCAGAAGCGACACGACAACCUCGGCAUGGUCGGCUCACAGUUUCGCAUAAUACUGCAGGAGAUGCGUGGCUUCACCGGCAUUUUUGGCCACGUAAUCGAGGGAUUGGAUUUGGUGGAGAAGAUAUCUACGUACGGCGAUCAGACCGGCAAGCCUACCAAGAAUAUUCUAAUCACGAAGUGCGGUAAAUUGUAACGUUUAUGCUGUCGCUAUCGCGCGGUUUGUUGUAGCGUGGGGUAGACUCUCUGAGAGAGAGAGAGCAGUAUAUCCCGUAUAUAUAUAUACAUAUUAUAUAACGCCGUAUACACGUUUUCCCGCUAUAGAUAACCGAAAGAAGAUUGCGACGAUUUUCCCGACUCGCGCGUUCGGCGAGAGAAAAACAUACGUAAAAAGAAAUACAAAAAGAAACGCGUUACACGUAAUUGCCCAACGAUGGGAGACAAUUAUUAUUAUAAUUAUUAUAUCCGCCGCGUAUAUCCACUCGGGGACACCGUCGCGAUAUGUUUAUCCACGAAUCCUCGAACGCUCCGUACGAGUCACGCAACUUAAUUAACUAUUAACAAUAGUGUCUAAAGAUGUCGAGUCUAUUUUUAAAUCGUGAGCGCGUGCGAAAAGAAAAAGAAAUAAAAAAAAUCAAUAUUUUGCUAUUGACCGGGAAUCGAUGAGAUUCUGCUAACAAUAAUAAUGACGAUGAUCGAGAUACACACACAUACACAUACGUACCUCAGAGAUCGACCGUGAUAUCGAUACGACUUCUCUAGCUGAUACGACGUAUUUGUUUUUAGGAAGAGAGAGGUCCAACGUUUAUUUUGGCUAUUAUCGGCGUUAAUUCUGCUAAACUACGUUAUAGUUCUUAGAGCGCGUAUCGCGCGUCGGGCGUGAUAUAAUGGCGAAGAUAUCGUGCGAUUCACGGUAGACAGUUCCCCGCUCGGCUUCGCGUGCGCAGCUAAUGUUUUAGGUCAUAGAUAGAUGAAUAAAAGGAAAACAAACGUGUAGACCGGGGAAUUUAAGUAUAGCAAACUAUAUCGGGAACUAACCGAAUCGUAUAUCGCGUUUAUGCGAUAUAUACUUUUGAAAAAGAGGCGAUGAUGAAACCUGCGGGCGAACGGAUAUUUGAUCCGUUCCAAUCUUUCGAUUUUUUUGUGGGCGAGCAAUCGCGUGGGCAUCUUUGCGACUUGAUAUUAAAAGUCGCGACUCGUGCGAUUCUAUAUAAAACACGGUUUGUUGUUUAGAAUCUUAGAUUCCGAAAAGAAGAAGAAAAAGAUAUUGGUAUAGUUAAUCUCGUAGGAGGGCAAUUUGCGGUUUGUCGAACACGAUGUUCGCGUACUGUUCCGUUCCAGGGGCGCGAGAAUAAGAGCUAAAAGGGAAAAGAAAAAAAAAAGAGAUAUUCAUCGCGCGCGCGUCUUGCGAAGAAGUCUUGUGAUUCGUUUUGUGAUUCUGCUGCACGAAUAUUGGCGGCAAACUUGUUCCCUUUUCGUUCUUUCUAAACUAGCGAACCGUCGUGAAUUAUAUAUAUAUCUGUAUUUAAGAUUAGAUCUCAAUACGUCGCAAAUGUAUGCAAGGCCUAACUACUACUAUGUAGAUCGUAAGCCUCGUGUCGUCUAAUCGGAAAACGAACGAAGGAAAAAAAAAAAUAUAUAUAUAUAUACAUAUAUACAUAUAUGUACAUAUAUAUAUAUAUACACUAAACAAAUCAUUCCUAUAUAUCGUACUACGAUAAUGUAAUUGCGUUAUAUACUCGUCUGAAUUCUCGUAAUGAAGUCCCAUUAUGUAUCGUUAUAUAUACACUGUCACACGCGCGCGAGUGCGAGAGCGAACGCGUCUUUCUUUCUUUCUUUCUUUCUUUCUCUCUCUCUCUCUUCUCUCUCUCUCUCUCUCUCUCUCUCUCCUGCGACACGUGCGUCCGUAUUUCUACGCGCGUACAAGGCAAGGCACACUCACGCGUUACCGUAAUAGUAAAAAUUGCACGCCCUCGCGUCGUCGCGGAUAUGCCUUCUCGAAGAAAAGCCUCAUUCGAUGUUGAACUUGAAAGUUUUAACACUUGUUGAUUAGCUAAUAAAAAGAAACGCGUCUCUCGCGAUCGACAUUGCGAUUAUUGACGCAACGUGAAACGCAUCGUGUUGUGUCGUCUUUAGGAAUAAAUAUAACUCGCUCCUGUACAUGUACAAUAUUAUUAUAUACACGACGACCGUAAGCGGGGGUGGCUGUGUGUGUUCGAACGGAUGGAUGAAUGAACGAAUUCGCUUCUGAGCGAAGAAGACUCCGACAAAUUGUAACUCUUAGUACGUAAUCGUAGAGACGCAAUCAUGAGAAGAAAAAAAGGACAUUGUACCGAAGCAAGUGACGAUACAGGCUCACCUGUAUACAAACAUAAACACACGUACACGGAUACCUCUAUGCGCGCGCGCGUAUAUACAUAUACAUACAUAUAUAUAUACAUGUGUAUAUAUAUAUACAUAUAUACAUAUAUAUAUAUAUAUAUACAUACAUAUAUAUAUACAUGUGUAUAUAUAUAUAUAUAUAUACAUAUAUAUAUAUAUAUACAUGUAUAAACAUAUAUAUAUAUACACACACACACAUACAUAUAUACAUAUAUAUAUAUAUAUAUAUAUAUAUAUAUAUAUAUAUAUUACACACACAUAUACAUACAAAUAUAUAAUACUACAUAUAUUUUUAUGAACGUGAUGAGGUAACAACGCAUAGCUUGUAAUAUCGAUUCUAACGACCGACCGAUUUAUCUUGUCCCUCGCGUGCGAUUAAACGAUUGAACGGCUGUAAACACUUGAACAAGUUCUUUCCUCUCGCCUUUCUACUUCGCUGUUUUGUUUUCUUUUUUAUGUCUCCUUUUUCUUAUUUUUGUUCUAUCUCUCUUUCUCUCUCUCUCUCUCUCUCUCUCUCUUACCCUCCUUUCGAGAUAUAAUGAUCAUUGAGAAUGCAAAGAUCGUGACUAUUUUUUUCAGGUUCGCGGUAAUUACACCGUAGAGCCGUCGUUUAAACGAAUUUUAUUAUUUCAUUAUACAUGUACGAAAUGAAUGUUUAUCGCCCCAACUUAAAUGUAUUUUUAAUCGAUCGAUUUUGAGUUAUAAACUGUUCUCAUUUCA